UAUAUAUACGUAUAUGUAUAUAUUGAUGGCUUGAAAUAUGAUCACGAUUAGAAAGCAUGUGAUUUGUGAAUCAUUAUCAUAAAUGUCAUCAUUUUACUUAUGGUUAUUUAUUUACAUAUUUAUUUGUGUUCUACUCUCUGGGCCAGUAAGCAAUCAUUCUAAUGAUUCAUUAGAGUAUAAGAUUCACAUUUGUUCUGUACAAUUCAAAUUGUUGCAGAGUUUUUGAACCCUGCUUCCAUUGUCACGCCUUUGAUUAAAGAUUAACAUAUCAAAUGGACCUAGCUUUUUUUUCCCCCUUCUAGCUUACACUCUUAUUUUACAAGGUAAUGUUCACGUGUGUCUCUUUAACAUUUCAAUAUACAGCUUGUUCCAUAAGUAUAUUUAAAUUACUUCAUGUCUAAAAUAUGUAUUUUCUUUUGGACCAGUUUACCUGCACUAUAAAACAUUAUAUGAUAUUAUUAUUAGGGUAUUUUUAUAGUACUGAUCCUAAGUUCCACAAACUGGAGCGCAAUGCAUGUUUAUGUUUUCAAGAGCUAUAUAGACAGGCCUUCUGAAAAAAACUAUAGUUUACAACAAACUUGGUAUCAGCAAACUCUUAUGUUAGCGCAUCUGGCUAGCGCAUAACUCAGGCAUUUCUGUGCCUGUUUUUUUUUUUCAGGCACUCCAGCUUCCUCCUGAAUUAAAAAAAAACGUGCAUGUUAGGUUAAUUGAUGACUCCAAAUUUCCUGCAUGUGUGAGUAUUUUUUUGUCUAUAUCUGAUUUGCUGGCGACCAGACCAAGGUGUACCUCACCUCAUGUCCAACGUCAGCUGGGAUAGGCUCCAGCUCACAAGUGGUAGAAUGGAUGGAUGGGGAGCAUCAAGCAGUAAAUGUGCCUUACAACUGCCGUACAGUAGUGUUUUGAAUAUCUGCAUUCAUACAAAUUGGAAUGCAGAAAUUGUUAUAGUCAUCUUUUUAUUUUAAAAACAAAGAAUGUCAUCUGUAAUCAGGAUUUGAGAUACUUUAUCCUGUGAGGUAAAUUAACUAUGUUUUUAAAUAUUAAUAAUGCUUGUGUGCUGGAUAUCCAGGAGGAAACAAAUGAUUUCAUUGAACCUCCACUCAGGGCAUAAGUUUGUAGUGUUUUUCUCAUUCAAAUCCAGGCAAAAAAUGAAAUGAAAUAAUAAAAAAACACAGCAUAUUUUCCUUGCUAACCUCCUGUGGUACAUACAUUAAAUACAGCCUCAAGUUGAGAUUUUACUCUCAUUCAGGAAAUAAUGAUGGAAGAUGACACCUUGCCCUCACUGUCCCACUUCAUUCCGUGGGUGUUUGAUGUUUUUCUUUUUUCUUGAGUGGUACAGGUCGCAGGAAAUUGUCAGUUUUUCUUACUAUCAAAAAAAAAAAAGAAAAAUAGUCUCAGGCAGAGACUAGAGACUACACCAACCAGUAACCGGUAUAUUGGGACCUUUAGUACAGCUUCCCAAACUGCACAAAAUAGAUCUGCAAAUCUCACCGAAAUUUGUCGACCUGUACCUUACCUCUCGCGGGAAGUCAGCUGGCAUAGGCUCCAGCUCACCUGCGAUCAUAAUGAGUUUUAUGUUUUAUAGAAAAUGGACGGAUGGACAAUAUUAAUUGUGAUCCGGGCACAUUUUGACCCGUAUGUAAGAUUAUAACAAAGAAAUCCCACCUGUGCAUUGUCUUAUCACCCAUGUGCAUCCGCAUGGCAGGACUUCGGUGCGACUUACUUCCCACUCAUUGCCUCAUUCAGAAUCACCCUGCAACUGAAUGGCAACCUGUCAGCUGGAAUAGACUCCAGCACGUGCUGUGACCAUGAACAGAAGUAGUAGUAUACAAAAUGAACUGAUUGAUGGAAGGCUGUUUUAUACACUCAUAAAUGAAAAGUUGUUUUAUACACUCAUCAUUGAAAAUCUGAUUAAUCAAAAACAAAUAAAGUACAUAUCUUUUUUUGGGUGUCAGAAGGGUAUUUUUGAUUGUUUUGGUAGUUUUAGAGAACAGCAAUUCAUCAUACUGACAUGUAGAGUAUUUAAUAUUUCACUUGUUAUUUGUUAAAUAAGGUAAAUAAGAUUGAUGCAGUGCAAUUCUCCAUCACGAUAAACUAUCCAACCAUCCAUUUUUUAUACCGCUUAUCCUCGUUAGCAUGAUGGGUGAGCUCGAGCCUAUCUCUGCUGAUUUUGGGCGUGAGUGUGGAUUUACUCUGCACUGGUUGUGAGAGUAUCUCAGACUAGACUAUAUACCCAAUUAUAGAAACAUAUUGUUUAAAACGUGAGCAUAAAUAGAUCCAGGUCUUGCAUUUAAUCCAUCUGUUUUGUUUAGGGGCUAUGCCGAACUCUUUGUGUACUACAUGAGUGUUUCUUUGGGUUUCAGCCAAAAAAUUGUAUUAACACUUUUGAAAAAACAGAUAAAGUAGAUGAGAGAAUCUCCUAUAAAUCAAUGAAUGCUUGAUGUGUUAUCUUGUAUAAUAGUGAAGCCAAUGAAAAUGAUAUGAACAAACUGUAUCCCUAAAUCCUAUAAUGAUGCAAAAAUACGAUAUAUUUGCAGGCAGUUGCCUUGAUGUUCAUAGUUCUGUUUCAACAGGAUUGCCUCAUACUCUCAUAGUUUCUGACCUGUUUGUGAGAUUGUGUUGUGUACACACACACAUGCCAGCAAUUCCAAACAUCGCUGUUGACCAGCUGAAUUCCAGACAGAACGUGAAGCACAUUUAAAUAAGUUCUUAGGGUUCCCACGGUGUGAGACUCAGGAUCACCCCAUCCAUAUGUUGAACUCAUUGUGCAUUGUGAGGCGUGCGACCCUGUGCAGUAUGAACAGCUGACGUUGCAGAUACCAAGGUCUCUGACUAUAUAAAGAGGGUCUGAUGGGAGAGUGAUAGGAACUCAGCCACUAACCUUUAGGCUCACAGGAUGAACGCCCUCAAUACUCUGCUUCUCUUGGCUUUAAGCCUCUCUGUUGCUCAAUCCCUGAAUUACAAGUCUCUCAGCCAGUUUAGAAAAAUGAUUCUGUGCCUGAUGCCUGAUAGCUGGCCUGUCUUUGACUACAUCGACUAUGGCUGCUACUGUGGAAAGGGUGGCUCCGGCACACCUGUGGACGAGCUAGAUAGGUGCUGCUACGUGCAUGACCAGUGUUAUAAUGACGCUAUGCAGCAUCCCGAUUGUUGGCCAAUCUUUGACAACCCUUACACAGAAUACUAUCACUACAGCUGUGAUAAGGACCAGAAGAAGGUCACCUGUAGCAACAAAAAUGAUGAAUGUGAGAUGUUCAUCUGUGAGUGUGACAGAAAAGCCGCAGAAUGUUUUACCCGGUCGACAUGGAACCCUGAGCACGAGCACCUACCCAGCCACAUGUGCAACUGAAGACCCCAGCAAACUUGAUCCAACCGAUGUCUCCACAUGCAGCAACCAAAAUUUGCUGCAGUGUAACUGGAAUAUUUGGAACAGUACAUUACUAUCAGUAAGCAUCCGUCAUGAUUGUGUACUGUAUUGUUUAUACAACAGCCCUUGCCUCAAUUCAAAUGUUUCCAUUAAACAUGUUGCCGUACAUGAUUAUAAAUGAUAUUGAUGGCAUUUAUUUAACAGUUGCACUUCGAAAUAGUGUUGAAAAUCAUCAGACUUUAAAUGUCUGCAUCAUAAGAAGGAUUUACCUGCAAAAUAAAAUAAAGCUAUUUAUUCAAUCUU
This is a messenger RNA of Phyllopteryx taeniolatus (common seadragon), 3664 nucleotides long. Its product is annotated as phospholipase A2, minor isoenzyme-like. The transcript has 4 exons. Gene Ontology annotation, molecular function: phospholipid binding; calcium ion binding. The coding region runs from base 2894 to 3343 and encodes 149 amino acids. Gene Ontology annotation, biological process: arachidonate secretion; lipid catabolic process; phospholipid metabolic process. Lineage: Eukaryota; Metazoa; Chordata; Actinopteri; Syngnathiformes; Syngnathidae. The record is from RefSeq and is a predicted model, not a curated record.